Molecule: messenger RNA, 1179 nt
Organism: Pieris napi
Lineage: Eukaryota; Metazoa; Arthropoda; Insecta; Lepidoptera; Pieridae
Gene: Pex11ab
Product: peroxisomal membrane protein 11B
Exons: 4
Coding region: 309-1025 (238 amino acids)
Biological process (GO): peroxisome fission; regulation of peroxisome size
Cellular component (GO): peroxisomal membrane
Source: RefSeq, a predicted model, not a curated record
GUUGCAUUGUGCAUAGUUAUUAGUUGCAUACAUUAUAUUUUUCAAUCAUGUUUCCUGGUUGAUUAAAUUUACAAAGUAGAAAUAGCUACAAUAUAAUAAAUAAUUAAAGACUUCUGUCUCUUAAGUAUGGCUUUGGUAGUAGGUACUGUGUAAACUGAAUUAAAAAAAGGACUGAAUGUAAAACGUAAACACCUUAGUCACAAUAAAAUUCUUGAUAAAGAUACCCUUAUCAAUAUAAGACUGAUUGUGUAACACUAAAAAAAUUAGACUGAAUGUUCUUAAAAUUUGUAUCUUAAAAAAAUACAAUAAUGGAUGUCCUUUUAAAUGUAAAUAAUCAGUCUAAUGGACGAGAUAAACUUGCAAGGCUAGUCCAGUAUGCCAGUAGACUAGUAUGGCAUCAGCUGGAAAAAAAACAUGCUAAUAAGUAUUCCAUUGAACGAAUCAAAGGCUUGGAAAAUAAUCUUAGUUCAUUUAGAAAAGUUCUAAGAUUAGGAAGAUGCAUAGAUAUAUCUUAUGCAGCAUUAAAUACUAUUCACAUACAGGAUCCAUUCUUAAGAAUAUCUCUGACAGUUAGUAAAAUAGCCCAUGCACUGUUUUUGUAUGCUGAUCAUAUAGUGUGGCUCACACGAAGUGGCUUUCUUAAAACUGAUUCAGAACAAUGGAAUCGCACAGCAAAUAAAUUUUGGCUGUUGUCAAUAACUGCAAACUUAGCAAGAGAUGUAUAUGAAAUUCUACAAGUCUUACAGUUAAACCAAACUACAUUGCUUAAGCCCUCUGAAUUAUUAAGGGGACCUGUUAAAAGUUUUGAUGUUAAUGCUUGCAUAAAACAUUUAUAUGCUAUUAUUUAUUGCCAUAAAGAUAUCUUUAUAGAUACUAUAAAAAAUUCAUGUGAUAUUUUUAUACCACUGACUGCACUGGGUUUAACUAAAUUGAACCCGUCAGCUAUUGGUGCUCUUGGCACGGUUUCUUCACUUGCUGCACUUAUAACUAUAGUUAAACCAAUUACUAAACUUGUACCAGCUUAAGUUAAUACUAAAAAGUUGUGGUUUAUGCUAUUUAAUUACAGUGGUUGUGGAUUUUGAUAUUUCUACUGAUUUAUGUAAUUAAGGAAAUAGGGAAUUGUAUAUCAAUUUUAUUAUUGUUCUAAUAUACCAAAUAUACAAAUAUUUUUAAAUACUA